Molecule: messenger RNA, 705 nt
Organism: Linum tenue
Lineage: Eukaryota; Viridiplantae; Streptophyta; Magnoliopsida; Malpighiales; Linaceae
Source: the annotation of a GenBank genome assembly
CUGGGAACCAGCCCCAACAUCGACGGCAUCCACAUCGAGAAGUCCACCUUCGUCUCCGUCCUCAACUCCACCAUCUCCACGGGCGACGACGACAUCUCCAUGAGCCCCGGGGCCCGCAACGUAUGGAUCGAGCGAGUGGCAUGUGGGCCGGGCCACGGCAUCAGCAUCGGGAGCCUGGGCUGGAAGCUCCAGGAGCCGAGCAUCCAGAACGUCACCGUCAAGAGAGUCCACUUCGUGGAGACGACUAACGGCCUGCGGAUCAAGACCUGGGCCCGGCCCAGCUUGGGGUUCGUCACCAACGUUCUUUUCCAGCACGUGCUCUUUGACAGCGUCAAGAACUCCAUCCUCAUCGACCAGAACUACUGCCCCGGUGGCCGGCACUGUCCACGUCAAGGACAUCAGCUUACUUACGUCGGCGGUGCCCGUGACGAUAAGGAGGCGACUGCCACGUAUUCCUCUCCUUUCCUUCCUUUUCUUCUUCUUCCUACAUCUUCGAUUAAACCUAAAAGAAAUAGAACAUGGUCGCCGCUGAGGUUUCCGCCAUGGUCGUCGGGUCUCGGCAUAGGCAAGCGGUUGCGCGAAGAACGGAAGAAGAGGAAGGAACAUGGCGGAGAGUCAGGGUCGAUAGGGGAGUCAAGAAUACAGAUCGGAGAUGGGGAAGACUGGACGACAUCAGUGAUGACGACGACAAUAAUGGCGGGAUGA